UCUUAAUUCACAACAUUACAUUUCCACUCUUCAUCCCAGCAAUGCUGCAUCCAUUUUUCUCAAAUUGUCUUGUCGUAUACACCAGACUCUUAAAUUCAUCAUCCGCCCUCGCACGGGGCUUUUCACGUUCUGGUUAAACCGGAUUGCAGCAUCUCGCAGCCCAGCUUUCCUCGAUGAUCACCACGACCGACUCUUUUGACGUCGUGCAGGUACGGUGACCGGGCCGUCAGAGUCAUCAAUCUCCAUCAAAUCCGACAUCUCUCUUCUAUCCGCGAGACCAUGGCACCGAAGCGCAAGGCCGCGAACAAAGCCCGGAAAGAGCGGCCAACCAAGAAGCGUGCCGCUUCUCCUGCGCCGCCAGAAGAAUCACCCACCGCUACACCAGAGAUUAUUGAGCCAAAGCUUCCUUUCAAGAUUGAAGAUGGACAGCCUCUACCAACCGUCGAAGCGGCGCAGCUGGAGGAUCUUUCGGCAAAGGAAUAUCAAUCUAUAAUGGAGAGCGGUGUUUUGGCCGCGUCUUUGCAGCGAUCACGGCAUAAAUGGCUGGCUGAGGGCAUAUUCGAACGUUACUGGGUCAAACCAACCAAAAAGAAGAACCAGGCUGAGAUCAAGAACCCGCCAAAGGAGAGCAUGUUCAGACUUGGGCAUGUUACUGUUACCAUCGAGCCACAUGUCUUUGAGGCCACUUUGCAUGGUGUCAAGGAUCCAAAUCCCCGUGUUCCGCCGCCACCGUCUCCAGCGCAAGCAAUGCAGAGACCCAUUAUUCAGUACGGUCCAGCGCCCCCGAAUGCGCCGCAAACACCACAAGGUCCACCAGCACACCAGCCGCAGCAAACCCCACAAGUUCAGCAUCCUACACCAGGAUCGACACAACAUCUGCCACCGCCAGCAUCUCAAGCGUCGCAAACUCCAUCGCAACCUGCACCUCUACAAACUCCUCACCCUGCGCCGCAGCCAACACCUGCUACACCGCAUCAACCCUCUGUGCAGUCGCCUCAAACACAAGCGCCAGCUGGAGCACAAGCACAACCUCCACCACAAUCUCAGACCCCAAGCCAGCCCCAACCUCAACCUCAACCUCAACCUCAGCCUCAACCUCAACCUCAGCCUCAACCUCAGCCUCAACCUCAACCUCAGCCUCAACCUCAAGUACGACCACAGCUCCAACCGCAAACACCACAACCGCAACAGCAACAGCAAGCUCCGCAGGGUGCGCACCCGCAGGCACAACAUCCACUACCACAUCCCCAAUCACAGCAUGCACCACCACCACCACCGCAGCCGCAACAACAACAGCAGCAGCAGCAGCAGCAGCAACACCCACCUCCACCACACGCACCGGCAUAUAUGGCUCAAGCUCCAAGGGCUGCUCCUCGUGCGACCCCCGUACACCAUUCUGCAUCACAGCCUAGUGCGCAUCCUCAUCCGCCUCAUACCCCUUCUUCUCAGGUCAAUGGAACACAUCCUCGCCCCGGCCGGCCUUCAGCCACCCCCAGCACCGCUCCGAGCUCAUCUUCGCACGCCCCCCCUCGGCCAAGUCCGGAUCCAGUUAUCCAGAUGCUUGCCACCCGAGCUGCCACUGACCAUGGGCUCAAGGCUCUCAUGAGGAUCGUCGCGUCCGGAGAAGCAUCGCAUGAGCAGCUAAAGAUCUUUCAAGGCCACAUUGAUGAACUCACCGCCAUCAUCAAAUCUCGACGCACUGAACCGCCCCCGCAACCCUCACCAAGACCGGCCCCUGCUCCAAGUGCUCCUCGUCCCCAUCAGCAACCGCAUCCUUCUCAUCUACAGCAUGCACGCCCGACCCCGAGCCCCGCUACGACUUACUCCCGCCCUACUUCCAUGGCUGGAUCUACCCCGGUGAAAACGGAACAAUUUGCUCCAGCGUAUGCGCCCUCACCACCGGUUCACCGGCCUAGAGGAGGUACAGCGCACGCAAGGCCCGAAGUCAGCGCCGUUGUCUUUGAAUUCACCGCCGGAUCCUCGGAUCGCUUCCUUUUCCCCAAACACAGUAUUCUAGAGUACAUGCCGGGCGGCACUCAGGUCAUUGCUUCUUUUCUCGUAGUUCGAAAGGGUAAUGUUAGCCAGUCCGACUCAUACGACGCCAAUAUUGAGUAUUAUCAACCUGUGACUAUUCGCUUAACCGCAUCAAAUCCGAGAAUAUUGGAGCCGCUGUCCCGAGUGGUGGCAACCCCAGAUGAGACGCGGAAGUAUAUGGAUGAAAUUAUGGAUAAGACGACCAGAGCUGAAUCUGUUUACUUGGCCAUGCGUUUGCCUAGAGAUCCAGAGGACAUUGGCAAGGAAGAGGAGGACGUACCCCCGGUCAAGGAGCCGCUUGAAGAUGAGUGGGAGUGGUUAACGAGUUCGCUCAGCGGGCCUCGUUAUGGUACUUCAAAGAGAAACGCAUUUCCACAUGAUCGCGCGUCGGCAGAGCCAUGGGGAUCUCCCGGGCCAUUUGGAGAAGGCAAAUCAUCAAGAGGAUCGCGGCGACAGGCCGAUCCAAACAAAUCUUGUUAUAUUUGCCAUACAUCUGUCACGUCUCUUUGGCGCAAGGCCGAUAUUGAUGGGCAGAGCGUUAGUGUUUGCAAUGCGUGUGGCAUCAAGUGGAAAACUACUUCUGCCCGUAUACAGGAUCCUACACAGUCGCAGACCUCGCCUCCCACGAAGAAGGCUACUGAGGGAGUGCCAAAAGUAGAGUCACCUGCACCUGCGACACACCCGCCGCUCGUGCAACCGUCACCAGCUCCAGCAGGACCUGCGCCUGCAGCUUCUGCAGAUACCUCUCAAGCAACAGCCGAAAAAUCCGCUGACCUUGGUCUUGGUGAUCAAAAGCCUGUGGCUCAGGAUGCCGAUGCUCAGAAACCUGAUGCACAGGAAUCAAAGGCUCAGGAGCCAGAACAGCAGGGACCUGGAAAUGAUGGGACAAAUGCGCAGGGACCAAAGCCUCAAGAAUCUGAACAACAAGAAUCUAGUAAAGUUGAAACAGACGCACAGGGAGCAGAGCCUCCCGUGCCUGGACAGCAAGAACUCGGUAGUGCCGGGGUAGAUGCACAAGGACCAGAUUCUCAGGAUGCUAAUAAGCCGAAAUCUGAUAGCCCUAGAAAAGAUACACAGGAAACCGGUUCUCAAAAUUCUGAUACUCAUGCGAUUGCAAAUAAGGAGGCUCCUACUGAAAAGCCAGACGAAGAAAUGGUUGAUGCGGAAGUCCCCAAGGAGGAGACUGUGGAUGGCGCGGCAUGAGCCAAUUGAUUCUGCAACAUCAUUACAAUAAAAUUACAUUGCUUACAGCUUUUGAUGCAUUGGCAGCAGGCGUCGGUAUGCUUAUCGGCUCAACGCAUCAGUCGAGGUGGUCAUUUGUUUAUUAUAUAUCCUUCGCUGGCGCAUUCUCGGUGCUCAGUGCUAUAUUUAAAACUCUAUAGCUUCUGGAUUUUAGGGAAUAUCAUAGUGACUGGAGCUGGUCGCAUCGUCAGAUUACCUGUAGGGUCGUUUUACAAGUCGCUAAAAUCAAAUUUGUAUUAUAGUUAUACCAUCAAAGCA
This is a messenger RNA of Xylona heveae TC161, 3534 nucleotides long. RefSeq lists its product as hypothetical. Gene Ontology annotation, molecular function: zinc ion binding; ATP-dependent H2AZ histone chaperone activity; sequence-specific DNA binding. Lineage: Eukaryota; Fungi; Ascomycota; Xylonomycetes; Xylonales; Xylonaceae. The record is from RefSeq and is a predicted model, not a curated record. Gene Ontology annotation, biological process: regulation of DNA-templated transcription; chromatin remodeling. Bases 280 to 3237 code for a protein of 985 amino acids. Gene Ontology annotation, cellular component: Swr1 complex. The transcript is spliced from 4 exons.